UUCCCUUCCUCGUUUACCUCCGACACCUCACUUAUCUGAACGCAGAACUAUUACUGCUUCUCACCGGGACCGUAUUGGACUACCACCGACAUACUUGUAGCAGCUCAAGCCACAUUCACAUGAUCAGGAGGCAAUUUGUCUUAUUUUCAAGGGGCUGUGCCACAGAGUUAAGUAGUCAACUAAAAGAUAGGUCUGGACUGGUAAUGAGAUUCACAUCUAGCUCCCUUCUUUCGAAAUCUCCAAAACAAAUUCUCCAAGUAAUCGAUUUAAGCCUAAACAUAGUAAAAUGAACCAGCUACAGAAUGUUUCUCCGCAUGCGUCAUCUUUCAUUCCUU
This is a messenger RNA of Colletotrichum destructivum, 335 nucleotides long. RefSeq lists its product as uncharacterized. The transcript has a single exon. Lineage: Eukaryota; Fungi; Ascomycota; Sordariomycetes; Glomerellales; Glomerellaceae. Bases 120 to 290 code for a protein of 56 amino acids. The record is from RefSeq and is a predicted model, not a curated record.